This is a messenger RNA of Cephus cinctus (wheat stem sawfly), 3531 nucleotides long. RefSeq lists its product as uncharacterized. Bases 506 to 2992 code for a protein of 828 amino acids. The transcript has 6 exons. The record is from RefSeq and is a predicted model, not a curated record. Lineage: Eukaryota; Metazoa; Arthropoda; Insecta; Hymenoptera; Cephidae.
UUAUUUUAUUGUGCUAUAUCAAGUUGCAGGUACGUUCAAAAUUAUUAAGGAUAUCAUUUUAAACGUCAGAGCUAACGAAACGUAGUGCAUACAUAUUAUUGUGAGGUUAACUCAUCAAAUACAGUAGACCAAGUGAAGGUGGCCCUGUGCAUUUAAUAUCUAUGAGACAGCCAACUGUGGCGCAUUUGAGCUGAUCGGCCGUAUAUUAUUAUCAGAAUGCUAGAAAGGAGAACUUUGCAACGAUUAGCUGUGAAAACAAAAAAGAAUUACCAACCUUGGUUCCUUUGUUUUUGAUUCCCGAGUUGGUUCAAAGGAAUGCUGGGACACUCAAGAUGUCAGGUAAAAUCCUGCAUCCCGGUUAUGAAUCUGUUUUUUCGAUAAAAUGCAGUGGAACGACAAAUCAGAAAAAUGUAAAGUAACUUAAAGGGUACGUCCAUAUUUUGGAACAUCUACUGUCAUAAUUUCAAAGUGAACAACUAUAUUCGCUGCCAAAAGUGACAUUGCCAUGUCCUGCUGUGAAGGAAAGGGUGGACAGGAACGUUUCCCAGGAACAGGAUGUUGUGGCUCGAGUUGUGCCGGCUCAAAAACUGGAUGUACUGCGUCAGAACCUCGCAUCCGAUCAUGCUUGUGUCAAAGCAACGUGGGUUGUCUGGAUCGUGCUGAUUGUGGUGGAUUUCGUCCCAGCGGCACCGCCGCCACCGGAGCUUGUCCAGGACCAUGUCAAUGCGCGGAGGAAGAAGCUUGGAACCGGAACAUUCCACCAAAGCCCAAUUGCGAAUGGCUUUCAAAUUUCUGUGAAUUACGUCGGCAAUGGAGUGAUCAUGGCCGCCAAGAGAAUUGUAAAUGCUGCAACUGUCGGUCAUGUAAGAUUGCUGCUCCAUGCCAUCCAUGUGCGCCAGCACCACCAAAAUCUUGUGCCCCGUCCACACUGCCACCAAACGAUUGUCAGGAAUGCUGCGAUGGUCGCCUAGCAGGUGGAGCUUGCGGUUCACCAAGUAUUACAUCCUGCGGUUCACCGAAUUUAGAAGAGUUCAGCCCUCUACGAUCAUACGAAGGAUGUCCACCUCCUGGUUGCAGUAGUCAAACAGGAAAGUGCCCACCGAAUUUUGCUGCAUGUCCUCCACCAUGUCCACCAGCUACACGCUGCCCAGUGGUAGAUCCUUGUCCGAUACCCUGUCAGAUUCCGAGCAGUUGUAAACCCUGUGCCCCAUCGCCUCGUCCAAUUCUGAAGAAACGAAGUUGCUGUCAGUGCAUAGGUGGUUCCUGCAUGUGUCAACCGAUGCCGAGGAAUUGCAAUUGUCCACCUCCGAUUCAAGUCGAUGCCCGCAGUGAUCGGGAAUGUUCCUGCGAUUGUCCAUCCGCACCAGAGUGCGCGUGUCCACCUAGUGAACGAAGAUUCCCGAGAACAAAGGUCCGGUGUCCAAACGCUAAGUUAUGCUGUCCCAUGCCAAGACUCCCACCAGGUCCCAAGUGUUGUUGCACUCAGUGUCAACCUUGUUUACCUCCACCCUGUGAUCCCUGCACGUCUACCAAAUGUCGCACUGCACUUCCAAGAGUGAAACCAUGUCGAUCCGAAUCUCCCUGUCCACCAAGAUCACCUUGUCGACCUAGUACUCCACCUCCAGUACCAUGUCGUCUGAUACCGCCAUGCGCAUCCUGUAGAAAAAUGGGUCCACGGUGUCGCACUCCAACACUUUAUCGAUGUUCGACUUCAUCGCCCACAAGAUCUCUUGCCAGGUCGUCGUCACCUGGUGGUUCCAGCACGUGUUCCACACCAUGCAGAGGAUCAGAAAUUCAAGCGGAUGAUAUCGGCUUUAAGGAUUCUACAAAAAUAAACAAGAAAAGAAUCCCAGCAUCGCAUCUACAGUCUUACAAUCACAAUGCCGGAAGCUCUUCCACGUUUCAGAAUAAUUGCAAUUUCUAUCGUUUGCCUAAGAAACCAAGUAACUUUCAAUGCCCAAUAUGUUUUUCGGUACUUUCUUGGCCGUGGCUCCCUCCAUUUCUCAGGGCUCCACGUAGUUCAUCCGCACCAGCUUCUGCUAAUUCAUCCACACGCAUCCAAAAGCAUAUCACACUCCCUGUUCGGAAAUAUUCAAUUUUGUCAAAGCAUAAGAAUAUGUCUGACAGUAAUUUACAUGGCAAGUUUUUUGCAAAUCCUCGAAAAAUUGAUCAUCUUAGUUGUUUUAACAAAACAACCAAAAUAUGCAUACCGACUCGUGCCGUAGAUCAACGAUUGAACAAAUUGGUGAAAAAACCAGAUGCAGAAUCUUUUGUAAAAUUCGUGGAAUAUCAACAAAAUUCCAAAACCAUUGACGACCAUUCCCAUCUUAUUCCAAUCGAUCGUGAAGAAUUUGCAAAAUCUCAUGGGCAGUGCAUAUGCGGAUAUGACGGCAUGUCCUGCGCACCUGAUUGUACCUUCUGCUGCGCUUCGAAAUGCGCUGCAGCAAGUCCUAAAUUCGAUAUACCUUGGAAUUCACAGAAUCAAGAUUUUCAAUUGAAACCUGUAUCGUCCUUGGCUGCACAUUCAUGUGAAACUUCCAAUAAGGAUACAAUAAGAGAUAAUUUUCCAAAAAUACAGUGUAGAUGUGGACCUGACGAAAAUUCCUGUGCAGCUGACUGCAAUCACUGUUGUGCAUUAAAUUGCACUUCUGGUAAUAUUCGUUUACAUGAUCAACCAACUGACAACAAGUGCUUGUCCAAAGGUCAAGCACAUCCUCAACAAUGUGUAUGUGGCUUUAAUAAAAUGUCCUGCGCCUCGAAUUGUGAAUUUUGCUGUGCAACAAAUUGCACCACUCAGAGUACUUCACGUGAUAAAAAUAGACACACGGUUAUAAACAAAAUUAACGAAAGUAGAUCAAAUACAGUUUUGAAGUGCGAGUCACUCUUAUCCACAGACUUAAAUACAGAUAAGAAACAAAUAGAAGAGCGUAUCAAGAGAAGUGUACAGAGUCCGGGUAACAGCAAAGUGAAGAUAAAUAUAGGAAAUACAUGAUCUUUCAUCAUGCAUAAAAGUUAAAUAUAAAUUCAAUGAGCGGUUGCGUUCAUGAUGUCAUAAUGAAUGUACUUUUAUGUUUAAUAUUUAAUACUUUUGUAAAUCGCAGCAAAGUGGAAUAAAUAUAUAAAAAAUUGUGGUCAAAGUUAUUAUACAGAAUUUAAACUCUUACUAAAAUGCACUCAAAAUUUACUAUCCCGUACACAUUCCAAAUACCUCAAUAACGAAUGUUACUAAACGUUACAUGCCAAUGUAAAACACUCUCUGCCUAACUUGGUGCACCUACAGAGGAAUGUGAACAGGAUGAGCCGAUAGGUUAUAUUACACGAAAACAUUCACGAAGCAAGUAAAUAAAGAUAAUUGAAGUAAAAAAAAUGUAUCACAAAAAAGUCUUCUUACACGGUGUAAUCGCAAAAUAUAACAAACAGAAAAUAUAACUUUCACGAUAUUUAUUAUCGCACUUAUGUUCUGCAGAUAGUCCACCCACGAGUUCGAUAUAUUUUUUGACAGAACAAAAAAAAAUAAUGUUUAGUAAGGCA